Pundamilia nyererei is the source of this 1747-nucleotide messenger RNA. RefSeq names its product ERH mRNA splicing and mitosis factor (gene erh). The record is from RefSeq and is a predicted model, not a curated record. Bases 152 to 472 code for a protein of 106 amino acids. NCBI's taxonomy places the organism in Eukaryota, Metazoa, Chordata, Actinopteri, Cichliformes, Cichlidae. The transcript is spliced from 4 exons.
UUUACAACCGGAAGAGGUCUUUUUCACUUCCCCUAAAUUACUUUUAGACCAAACAGCUACAUCGCACGGGGUUCUGAGAAGUUACACUGAAUACGAGUUUUUUCAGUUUUGCAUAGCGAGUAAAUAGCGAGGCUUUGGGUUGAAAACAGAGAUGUCGCACACAAUUUUGCUUGUCCAACCAACCAAGAGACCAGAGGGCCGCACAUACGCUGACUAUGAGUCAGUUAAUGAAUGCAUGGAGGGUGUUUGCAAAAUGUAUGAAGAGCACCUCAAGAGGAUGAAUCCAAACAGUCCCUCCAUUACUUAUGACAUUAGUCAGUUGUUCGACUUUAUUGAUGACUUGGCAGAUCUGAGCUGUCUUGUAUACAGAGCUGACACUCAAACAUAUCAACCAUACAACAAAGACUGGAUUAAGGAGAAGAUAUACGUCCUCUUACGGCGUCAGGCUCAGCAAGCUGCAAAGUCAGUUUGACAGGGGGAAUUAUUUCAUAUUGUACCAAACAUGAGGAAGAGAGAUUGGGGGGAAAAAUUGGGGGAUGUGAAAAAAUUUGGGGAUUUUCUUUUUGGAAAUGUCAUCCUUGGCAGCAUGUGUUUGUAAUUUUUAACGCAAAGCCCUUUUCAGACAUGGUUCCACCACUGUGCUUAAGUGACGGCACUUUUUCCAUUCAGGCCACUUUUUGCAGUUUCAUUCAGACACGUAAGCUCUUUUCACAUGUGCACUGCAGCCUGAAGUCUUUCUUGACAUUACCUGAGAGAGGUGCAUGUAAGAACACAAAGGUGUGAUGCAGUUGGAUUGGACAUUGAAUGGAUUUCAGCCAGGAACAAAAUUCAUGUAAUUUGCAUAGGAACUUAGUCAUAUUAUAGUCAUAUUGUGUCCUUUCUAUAGGAUCAUGCAGCUCCCUCACCUAAACCACAUGGAAGGCUUGCUUUUGUGUUACAUGUGAGAAAGAAAUUUACACAAUGUCCUGAUGUGCCUGUUCCAACAUUUUAAGUUUGUGUGUGAAAACAGCUAUACUGGCAACUGUGGCAAAAGUGUCAUUGAUCUCACAGGACAUUUGCCAUACAUGAAUUCAUUCGUAUUCAUUACCUUUUGGAAGUAAUACAUAAAAAAAUCUGAUGAGGUUAGUAAUUUAAUUAUGAAUCUGAUGUGUGCCAUCAAAAAAGACUACAUGUAUGAAAAGGGCUUCUUUUCUUUUUCUUUGUAAAGACUGCAUUGCCCAUUUUAACAAAGGGAAUGUUUUCACAUUGUUUUCAUUGGCAAAAGAGGUUUGGAAUAAUUGGGGUGAAACUGUACAUUUUGGGCUUUAUACUGAAAAAUUGGGUCAUGGUUGGGAACCUGCAUGUUUAAGUUGUUACACUAUGAUGGGAAGAAUGGAGAAAUACUCCACGGGGUAGAAAAACUUUUUUUUGUGUGUGUUUUUCAGUUUCCCUAAAAGUUAUGUGAAUUUUAUUUCAUUUUUUUCCCCUAUGUACAUUUUCCUGGGUGGUUGAAUUUCAAGACGUUGUGGACUUUGAAAGCAGCCGUUUUAUUUUUGAAGUAGAUCAGUGGCUGAAGACUGAUGAUCACAUGAUGACCCAGGAUAUUUGUUACUAUAAUUAAUGGACGUUUUUGAGUUUUCAUUAUGUUUUAAAAGCCCACCAUUGUGAUAUAAAACGUUUUUGUAAUUCUGCUGUGUUGCAUAACAACUGAUUUCAACUCUGCAUUUCUGUUUUCUUUUAUUGAAACAAAAUAAACGAUUGUUUCUGA